Molecule: messenger RNA, 1415 nt
Organism: Odocoileus virginianus texanus
Lineage: Eukaryota; Metazoa; Chordata; Mammalia; Artiodactyla; Cervidae
Source: RefSeq, a predicted model, not a curated record
UCCAUGGGAUCACAAAGAGUGAAACACAGCUGAGUGACUGAGCACACACGCACAGCCUGGAGUGGAGCACUUGUCGAGAAUGGUUAUUGAGCCUGUGCGUCUAUCUGUCCCCCUCAGAGUGGUUUCAGCUUUACUUGAAUCCACUCUCUUGUUGCUGCUCCGAUCAGGCCGUUUUCUUCUUGAUAACUGGGUGACUGUCCAGAGGGCAGGGCAGAGUCUGCUGGGACUGCUUUAUCCAGGUUUCACUUUCGAAUAGUGAAGGAACCAGGGAAGGGCGGACUGAGCUGUCCGGGAUCGUUUCCGAGGGUCCCACGGUCUGGUAUCUGCAGAUACCCCUGGGCCAGGUUCUGCUGCUUCUCCACUCUCCUGAGACCACCUGCCCCCAGACAUGAGGAACUCAGACGUGGAUCCGGAUCAGGAUUGGGGCUCUGAGUGACUAACUUCAGGUGCAAAUUCUGAGGGCAGAUUUGGGGUCUGCCAGGGUCCCUGAACCUUCUCGUGCUGUUUCUCAUGCUGAGUUUAGAGACGCUUCUGAAGUCCUGGCCUUUCAGAGCAGCUCUGAGAUGGAGGACUUCUUCCACGGCUCUGUGCUCUGCCACCUCACCUCCCUGCUCCUCUUCACGCAGCUGCCCACUGGGGGUUUCGCACAGGAGUUCAGUGUGAUCGCCCCCCCGGACCCCGUUGUGGCAGUGCUGGGUGGGGAAGUCCUGCUACCCUGUCGUGUAUCUCCAGCCAUGAGUGCCGAAGACAUGGAGCUGAGAUGGUUCCGCUCCAAGUUUUCAGAAGCUGUGUUCAUCUAUCAAGACCGACUCGAGCAGAAAGAGGAGCAGAUGGCUGCUUACACAGGGCGGACCUCGCUGGUGAGGGACCUCCUCAGCCAGGGAGAAGCUGCUGUGCGUAUCCAGAAUGUCAAUGUUUCUGACAAUGGGCUGUACACCUGCUUCUUCAGAAAGGGAGGCUUCUACGAAGAGGCCAAUUUGGAGCUGAAGGUGGCAGGUUGGUGGCUUGAUAUUUUUGAUCCUGGCGUAUUGGAGUUGGGAGGAACUUUAGGGAUAAUGGCAAUCAAUCCCUCAUUUUAUAGAUAUGGAACAGGAGGCUCAUCCACUCAUUCCAUUAUUUGGUACAAACAUAUUGAAACCCUUCUCUAUGUCACAUCCUGUUCUGGGCACCUGGGAUACAUCAGUGAACCAAACAAUGUUCCCUGUUCUGUGGAGUUUAUAUUCUAGAGACAGUACAUAAAUACUUUGAUAAAUAGGUUAUAGAGGAAAUUAGGAGGUGGUAAGUGCAGUGUUCUUGCCCAGAGAAUCCCAGGGACGGCAGAGCCUGGUGGGCUGCCAUCUAUGGGGUUGCACAGAGUUGGACAUGACUGAAGCGACUUAGCAGCAACAGCAGCAAGUAUUAAUCCUUAAGAUAAA